AUGACAUAUUAUAAAUUAAAGAGACCUCACAGUCCCGUCAAUAGUGGCGAUUCUAUUGGGAUAUUAGAUUAUAAACGUAUUAAAUUAAUUGAAGAUUUUGAAAGGCUUUCUUUAUCAGAUAAUAAUGUAGUUAAGUAUGACAGGGACUCUUAUAUUAAAGACAUGGGUAACCCUGUAACAAAACUUGUUAAGGCAAAGAUUAACCUUCCGAAGUCAGUUAAAAAUAAAGUUAUUAGAAAAAUAUUGUCUGCACACCGAGAUAAGGAUCAAAUGGAUGGCGAAGUGCUUAUUUACUCCAGGAUUUAUGAUUGGAUAAAAGAGGACUCUAUGAAAUUGAUUCCGUGGGUAGAUUGGAAAGGUACAAUAUAUAAAAUGUGGUUACAUUGGUAUCAAAAUACUGUGUGGAAGCCAACUUAUAAAAAUUAUUUACCUUUGUUCGAUAAUGAAGGCGAUUAUGAUAUUAUGCAUAACUUCAAUGAGAAUAACUCAAAUAAUCACGCCAAGCACAUUUUGGACAAUAUAGACAUGGAUAUAGACAUGGAUUAUUGA
This is a messenger RNA of Arxiozyma heterogenica, 549 nucleotides long. RefSeq lists its product as uncharacterized. The transcript has a single exon. The coding region runs from base 1 to 549 and encodes 182 amino acids. NCBI's taxonomy places the organism in Eukaryota, Fungi, Ascomycota, Saccharomycetes, Saccharomycetales, Saccharomycetaceae. The record is from RefSeq and is a predicted model, not a curated record.